AUGACAAGAGGCAAAACUCAAAGUUUAUUGUUGUUUUGGGUAUUUAUUUAUUUUUACUUCAUUUGUUGGUUUUAUUUAUUUCUUUUUUUGUCUCCUUGUUUAUUUAAAGAUUUUUUUUUUCUGUUUGACACUUUUUUUUCGUUUGCUUUUUUUCUGUUUUCUUCGUUUGGCUUUUUAUAUAUUUUUUUCAUUUGCCCAUUUGUUUUAUUUUCCGUUCGCAUUUUUUUUCCUUCAUUUGCCUUUUCGCUGUCCUUCGUUUGCCUUUUUGCUGUUUUUUUUCUUCCUUCGUUUGUCUUUUUGCUGUUUUUUUUUCUUCCUUCGUUUGCCUUUUUGCUGUUUUUUUUUCUUCCUUCGUUUGCCUUUUUGCUGUUUUUUUUUCUUCCUUCGUUUGCCUUUUUGCUGUUUUUUUUCUUCCUUCGUUUGCCUUUUUACUGUUUUUUUCUUCCUUCGUUUGUCUUUUUGCUGUUUUUUUUUUUCUUCGUUUGUUUUUUUUGCUUUUUUUUUUUCUUCCUUCGUUUGUCUUUUUUGCUGUUUUUUUUUUCUUCCUUCGUUUGCCUUUUUGCUGUUUUUUUUUUUCUUCCUUCGUUUGCCUUUUUGCUGUUUUUUUUUCUUCCUUCGUUUGCCUUUUUGCUGUUUUUUUUUCUUCCUUCGUUUGCUUUUUUUUUGCUUUUUUUUUUUCUUCCUUCGUUUGCCUUUUUUUUGCUUUUUUUUUUCUUCCUUCGUUUUUUUUUUUUUUUCUUCCUUCGUUUGCCUUUUUUUGCUGUUUUUUUUUUCUUCCUUCGUUUGCCUUUUUUUUGUUUUUUUUUUCUUCCUUCGUUUGCCUUUUUUGCUGUUUUUUUUUUCUUCCUUCGUUUGCUUUUUUUGCUUUUUUUUUCUUCCUUCGUUUGCCUUUUUGUUUUUUUUUUUUCUUCCUUCGUUUGCCUUUUUGCUGUUUUUUUUUCUUCCUUCGUUUGCCUUUUUGCUGUUUUUUUUUUCUUCCUUCGUUUGCCUUUUUGCUGUUUUCUUUUCUUCCUUCGUUUGUCUUUUUUCUGUUUUUUCCUUCGUCUGACUUUUUUUUUUUUUUCGUAUGCCAUUUUGUUUUUUGUUUUCUUUUGCCCUUCUGUGCCUGCGUGCGUGUGUGUGCUUUUUCUUCGUUAG
Molecule: messenger RNA, 1137 nt
Organism: Acanthosepion pharaonis
Lineage: Eukaryota; Metazoa; Mollusca; Cephalopoda; Sepiida; Sepiidae
Source: the annotation of a GenBank genome assembly